Klebsormidium nitens is the source of this 996-nucleotide messenger RNA. Lineage: Eukaryota; Viridiplantae; Streptophyta; Klebsormidiophyceae; Klebsormidiales; Klebsormidiaceae. The record is from the annotation of a GenBank genome assembly.
AUGGCUUCCAGACAAGCCCUCACCGACCUUCCUGACCUGAUCCUCGAGCAGAUCUUCUCCUGCAUCGACGUGUUUGGGAGGGAGUCUGACCGCCUGUCCUUCUCCCGCGUCUGCAGAAAGUUCCGAGACAUCGAGCGGAGGCGGACAGUCUUGGAGCUCAUAAGCUUGAAUUUCUUCGGCGCCAACCCCGUGAAGGCGCUCCCGUUGUACCCCAAUCUGACGGCAUUGAAGGCGGAUGCGACCACGUGCACGCGGUGGUUCGGUGGCCAGUUUGGGGAGGUGCACAAUUCACGACACUCGUUCAGGCUGCUACAUUUGGACUGCAAAAACGUCUACAAUCUGCACCCUUUGUUCCAUGACCUGAUGCCGGGGGUUCCCAACCUGGUUCGAGACAGCUGGCGGCCCGAGGGCGCCCCAACGGGGCCUAGGGGAACCCUAGAGGAACUGGUGAUAAGCGGUAGGGACGGGCUGGACCUCACAUGUGUUCGAGACGAGUCUCCGGAUCUGAGUUGGCCCAAUUCUGCGGGCGGGGUCGCAUCGGGGCGGCUGCGAAAGCUCACACUCUCCGGCACGUCGAAGAACGGGUAUCAAUUGAUCUUCGACGCCCUCGGCCCAGCGUUGGUGUCGCUGGAUGUCUCCGGGUUGAAGCGCGGCAACUUUCGCGACUCGCAGAUCCGUGUGGGCGAGUUUGUGGAGGACGGGAUUCUAACCCAAUUGGCGGACCAGUGUUCAAAUCUGAAGGAGCUGUUCCUGGGGCCGGGGCGUUCGGGGAACUCCUUUCUGAAAGGGCUAGAGGCCAUAGCGGAGAAGUGCGUGCAAUUGGAGACGCUUGGGCAGGACACUCAAAGGGGCGGGGGCCGGUGUGUUUGGCCGAGGCCAGAGCAUCAGUCGCCGUACAACUUGUACGCUCCCAAGAUGUUGCUGUUACAGAUGGCGCACUUGCCUCGCUCCGCUCUCAAGUGCUCCGCGCAACGCCUGUCGACGGACAACAGUUGA